UGAUUAACUUUGAAUUUUGUACGAACAUCUGUCACUGGAAAAGUCGUUACUUGUUCACUCAUUGUUGCUGUUGUUUUUCUAUUAUACAGCUGCAAUUCUAAAAGAUUUACUAAUAAUAUUGUUUAUAUAAAAAAAAAAAAAUGGAUUUGAGUAAAAAGACUGUAAUGAAUUCUACGUCAUUGUCCAACAGCAGUGACUAUGCUGGAGCUACAAAUUACUUAUUUAGUUCAACACAAAAUUGUUCCCGACUUGAAUUUAAUCAAGAAGAUACAACGGAUGAUGUUAUUAAUAAAUUAAAGUAUUUAUUGAAUGCUAUAAAUGAAGUGUCAGCGGAAAAUAAAAUUCUUGAAAGGGAAUCUAAUAAAGUCUUAGGUUCAUUGGAUUUGGAGCCACAAUCAUUAUCUCGUGAUGUUAACACUGGAUUGAAUAAAAUAACAGCAAUUUUGAGAAAGGAAAAUUUAACAGAAAUAAAUGAAAAUACAUUAUUGAUAAAUAUGGAACGUAGAAAGUUAGAUGAAUUAAAAAAAGCACGAGAAGAUAGAGAUUUAAAAAAAAAAUAUGAAGAGCUGUGUAAUAAAUAUGCCAACAUACAAGAUAAAUUUCAUUAUAUACAAGAAAAUGUAAAUUCUCUAAAUGAAUUUAUUAUUGCAAAAAGUAAAGAUAGUGAAAAUGAUUAUACAAAUUUAAUUCAUAAAUCAACAAAGUUAAAUGAUUAUAAUGAAACAUUUAAUAAUUUAGAACAGGAAUUAGCAGUUAUGAAAGUAACUGAUGAUUAUCCAAAUAAAAUUUUAGAAAAACAUAAGGAGUACAUGCAGUCAGCUGGUGAAUUAGCUACUAUAAAUAAAUCAUUGAGUCAAUAUGGUGAUUUACCACCUGAUAUAUUACAAGCUAGAGCCGUUAUCGAACAAUUGGAAAAACGACGUCAAGAAACGAAACGAUUACUUGAAGAAAAAAUGCAUCAAUAAUUAUUAAUCUAGUAUUAUAGUUUUUUUAUUCAUUUAUUAUCCUUACUAAACAUUUAAAUUAAAAAAAUAAUUUUAAAUACAAA
Messenger RNA from Microplitis mediator, 1048 nucleotides. RefSeq lists its product as uncharacterized. The record is from RefSeq and is a predicted model, not a curated record. Lineage: Eukaryota; Metazoa; Arthropoda; Insecta; Hymenoptera; Braconidae. Bases 141 to 965 code for a protein of 274 amino acids. The transcript has 2 exons.